AGAAAUUAUAUCCACAGAUGCAAAAACAGAGACAGAGCCCUCACCGUUAUUGCGAUUAACAUCACCAUUUUUGAGAAAGAGAAACGAAGAAGACUUAUCGUCACCUGAUGGGAUCGGGUAUCAGCCGAACGUGCUCGGCCUCCCACUCUCGACACGCCCCCCGGAAAUUCCCUCGCCCCACCAUCAGCCGCUCUAUCUCCUCCGUCCUCAUCUGCGGCGCCUCCUCCUCCUCAUCACCCACCGAGAUGGAAGACUAUCCAGCUGAAUUACUGGUAAAUUCUGCAGAACAUGGUCGUAGAAAGAAGUUGAAAGUGCCAAGAAGAAAUUCUGAUUCGUCAGAGGGAAAGGGAGAUGACUUGAUCAGCGUCAAAAGUGAAACUGUUGUCUCAUCUAGAAGACUUUUGGGUGCAUAUGAUAAUUCUAUUCUUGAAGUUGGUUCAAGCCAUGAUGAUACUAGUGAUAGAAGGAAAUGGCUCCAUGAAAGUAGGGAGUUGGUUCCUUCUCAUCGAUCGAUAGGCACCUCAAGAUGUGAUGGAACUGCUAGUAGUUCAUAUGGAGGUCAACCAUCUCCUAUUUUUUUGCCUGGAAAUGAAAUGACCAGUAUUGAUCACAUCAAUGGCAUAAAUUGCAACCUGAAAGGUGAUGCAUCUCAAACUGGUCAAGGGUUCGAUAACACUAGCAGAGUAUAUUGUGAUGUUCUUAGAGAAUCUUUUCUAGGUGAAGUUUCAGUUGAAAAUACUGUCACUGGGGAAAUAGAUUGCUCUAGUACGAACUUUGGCUCUUCUUUUGUUUCUGAAACACCUUUGGAAUUACAUUUAUCGAGAGGAAAUAUUCCUCAGGAAGCAGCACCUUCAGAUUUGGAUUUUCUGGUAUCAGAAAGGGAACAAAAUAGACAAGAUGAGAAUCUACAUCAUGUUGACGUGGUGAGUACAUCAGAUACUUUGACUGCAAAUUCUGCUGAAAUAAACAGCCAUGAGGCUAGAAGGAAUAGCAGAAGAUUAUUUUGGGAUGCGUUUUCAAGGCGCGGUUCUAGGAGGCGUACAAAUUCCCGGACAUAUCUGUUUUCGCCUGCUGGCUCUGAUCAUUUGAGAUUUCCUGACAGACAGCUCCUUGAUUUUAGUGGUGGAUUUAGUGAUGAUGAGUUUGUAGGAGAUUUAGGUUCUCAUAGAAGUAGAUCUCCAGGCAGUAAUGAUCAACAUUUGAUGCCUGGACAUGAGCUCUGGGAUAGACUAGUUGGUACUCUUGAUUCAACUGAUUAUCCAACCCCAGCUUGUCCUCGAGGAGUACAUGCUGAUGGUUCAUGCUUGUGCCAGUCCAGUUCAUUAGCUGAGGAAUCUGUUCCACGUACUGGCAUUUCUCGCAUUGUUAUGCUGGCAGAAGCAUUAUUUGAGGUACUUGAUCAAAUUCAUCAACAGCCGCUGUCGCUUUCCUUGUUAGUGACCUCAGUUCCUGCUCCAGAAUCAGUUGUUGAUUCUUUUCUGGUGAAGAUACAUGGGAAGUCAGAAAAAUUGGAAUGUGUAGACGAUGUAUCACAGUGUUAUAUAUGCCUGGCUGAGUAUGAGGAAGGAGACAAAAUACGAGUUCUGCCAUGCCAUCAUGAGUAUCAUGUGCCCUGUGUGGACAAAUGGCUUAAAGAAAUACACGGUGUGUGCCCACUCUGCAGGGGAGAUGUGAGUCUGGGUUCCACAUAGGGCUAAGAUUCGUUUGAGGUGGUUAGUUUUGUACAUAUUUGUUUGAGAAGAUGGGUCUUGAAGAUCACAUGUAUCUUGAUGGAACAAUUUUCCAUUUAUACUCUGGGAUCAUUGCUGACCCAAUAGCAAAAUCUUGUGUUCUUAACAUGCUUUAGAUUAGGAUACCUCAAUUAAUCGAAAUGUGAGUUGAGCAUCCUUUGUUAGUGCUUGUGCUAAAUUUUUUCAUUCUUACACUGGGAGUCACAGUUUCCCAGUCCUGUAUAUUAAAUUGUAGUUUGUGUGAUCUUUGUACUAUGAUGGUGUCAUUUAGCUGCACCGUUUGUGGUAAGGCACGCGAUCCUUGUACUGAAA
Molecule: messenger RNA, 2042 nt
Organism: Salvia splendens (bonfire salvia)
Lineage: Eukaryota; Viridiplantae; Streptophyta; Magnoliopsida; Lamiales; Lamiaceae
Exons: 7
Coding region: 108-1691 (527 amino acids)
Source: RefSeq, a predicted model, not a curated record